Molecule: messenger RNA, 2071 nt
Organism: Lolium perenne
Lineage: Eukaryota; Viridiplantae; Streptophyta; Magnoliopsida; Poales; Poaceae
Product: protein ZINC INDUCED FACILITATOR-LIKE 1
Biological process (GO): transmembrane transport
Molecular function (GO): transmembrane transporter activity
Source: RefSeq, a predicted model, not a curated record
UAGCUCCCGGUUCAGUCCACAGCUGAUCGAAUCAAGUCAAAAGAAGACAUCACUUCGUGUCCAUAACAAGAGACAAACUCAGAAAGGCAAAGCGAAAUGGGCAGCAUGGAGGAAGCGCUGCUGCUGAAGCCGCCACCGUCGGUGGUGGUGUGCCACCACGCUGCGGCGGCUGAAGCGGCGGCGGAGGCGUGCCACCACGACGGGUGCCCUGGCUGCGCCAUGGACCGGAGGAAGGUAAGCCUCCGAGGAAGCAUCCCCUACAAGGAGCUUUUCUACGUCGGCGCCACCUCACUCGCCGCAUCUCUUCCAAUUACGUGCCUCUUCCCCUUCAUGUAUUUUAUGGUUAGAGACUUCCACAUUGCUAAAACAGAGGAAGAUAUUGGAUCCUAUGCUGGUUUUCUUGCUGCUUCAUACAUGAUUGGUAGAGGCAUUACUUCGAUUUUCUGGGGCAUCGCCUCAGAUCGUCUCGGCCGGAAGCCUGUGAUUGUCUUUGCAAUGCUAUCUGUGGUCAUACUUCAGACACUCUUCGGCUUAAGUACAAAGUAUUGGAUGGCGAUUGCGGCAAGACUUCUUCUAGGUUCUCUAAAUGGUAUACUUGGACCAGUUAAGGCUUAUGCCAUUGAAGUUUGUCCAACUGAACACCAAGCUCUUGGGAUCUCAAUUGUGAACACCAUGUGGGGUUUUGGUGUUGUUAUUGGUCCAGGACUUGGAGGCUACCUUUCGCAGCCUGCUGAAAAAUAUCCACAAAUAUUCUCCAAGGAGUCAGUUCUUGGGAGAUUCCCAUAUCUCUUACCUUGUCUGGCUGUAUCAUUCUUUGCUGCUGUUGUUUUGAUAAGUUGUAUAUGGCUUCCGGAAACUAUACAUAAACAUAAAAUUACUGAAAAGGAUAUCAGGAUAGUCAAAGCCUUGCCAUCGCAGAAGUCUCAUUGGGAUCUGCCUCGUAAGAGAAGUUUGCUCCAGAAUUGGCCAUGGAUGUCAACUUUGGCAUCAUAUUGUUUGUUUGGUCUUCAUGAAACAGCAUACAGUGAGAUACUUUCCAUAUGGGCAGUAAGUGACAGAAAGUACGGUGGUCUUACCUUCACAUCUGGAGAUAUUGGUCAGGUUCUUUCAAUGGCAGGUGCUAGUCUUCUUGUAUAUCAGCUUUUCGUUUAUAGUUGGGUUAUUAAAAUUCUUGGGCCACUCAUUUCCUCACGUAUUGCUUCAACCUUAUCCAUUUUUCUCCUCGCUACAUUCCCCUUUAUGACAUACUUGUCUGGAGCAAAACUUUCUUUCGCACUUUACUCUGCAGCUAUGACGAAGAGUGUACUUGGAAUUACUAUUAGCACAGGAAUGUGCCUUCUUCAGAACAAUGCUGUGCGUCAAGACCAAAGAGGCACCGCAAAUGGCAUAUCGGCAAGUGCCCUGUCCUUUUUCAAGGCAAUUGCUCCAGUAGGGGCAGGUGUUCUAUUCUCGUGGGCACAAAAACGUCAGGAUGCCACCUUCUUCCCAGGUGACCAAGUGGUGUUCCUGAUGCUGAUAUUGGUGCAGAUAUGUGGACUCAUAUCAACCUUCGAGCCUUUUCUGGUCUUGCCUCCGGUUGAAGAAUGUAGCUAGCCAGAUUAGAGGAGAAAAAAAUUGGUUACCAUGGCACAAGUUCAUAGACAUGUUAAGUGGUCUAGUUAGAUUGUUAAGCCAACAGUUACGUACGUGGCAAAAUAAUAUUCAACACUUGGCAGUAAAUUCGGUGAGGAUGCCUAGUUAGAUCGAAGUGAAAAGCCCAUUUGAAGAUGAUCGUUGAUCAGGUCAACCUUUUCAUGGGUUACUAGCGAGUGGGUUGCUAGUUUCUCGCAAGUAGACACCACACUAUCAGAUACAGCAACAGUUACGUCUGUGGCAAAUGGUAUUUUCCACGCCAAGCUGUGCGAAGAGUUCAAGGCUCAAAAUGCAAAACACGCAGAUCUCGCAAGUAGUCGUUGUUUUGGGUGGGUGGUGAGGCCGGCUCCGUCUGUGGACGCCUGGCGCAAAAGCCUUUCCCUGUACUGGAUGAUGUCUUUUCUCCUUUCAAGCUUAAUACAAAACACGCAGACUUCCU